AUGCAUCAUUUGACGUCCAUUUGUAUCCCAUCUAGCCAUGACUGUAUAUUAUUAGCUGAAACGGGAGCAGUCUUCACCUUUGGAAAAAGCAAAUUUGCAGAUAACAUCCCUAGUAAAUUUUGGCUGAAAAAUGAUGUACCUCUGAAAAUCGCCUGUGGGGAUGAACACACUGCAUUGAUAACAGAGAAUGGCAAGCUUUUCAUGUUUGGCAGUAACAACUGGGAUCAGCUGGGUUUGGGAUCAAAGACCAUGGUGAACAAGCCCACUUGUGUGAAAGCUUUGAAGUCUGAAAAUGUGCGGCUUGCAGCCUGUGGAAGAAAUCACACUAUAGUUUACACUUCUCAGGGAAACGUGUACUCUACCGGUGGAAACAACGAAGGUCAGCUAGGUCUGGCGGACUGUGAGGAGAGGACAGCCUUCCAAUUGGUGGACUUCAGUUCACAUGGACCAAUCAAAAUGCUUGCUGCCGGCUCCAACACCUCUGCUGCCCUCACAGAGAGUGGGACGCUGUUCAUGUGGGGUGACAACACUGAGGGUCAGAUCGGCCUGGGGAAGGAGAGCAGUGCCCUGUCCCCCCAGGAGGUCACUGUGGGUCGGCCAGUGGCCUGGGUGUCCUGUGGGUACUACCACUCUGCCUUCGUCACUGUUGACGGGAGCCUGUGCGCAUUUGGGGAGCGCGACAGCGGCAAACUGGGCCUGGCCACGGGUCAGCUGGAUGGACACCGCGUGCCGCAGCUGGUAAAGGGCAUCACAGACCAGGUGACCCAGGUGGCAUGUGGAGGCGGGCACACCGUGGCUGUGACAGAGGAGGACCUGUACACCUUUGGCCUGGGUCAGUUUGGUCAGCUGGGUCAGGGGACCUUCAUCUUUGAGGCGAGGCUGCCCAGAGCGGUGGAUCACUUCAGGAAGGGCCGAGUACGACAGGUGAUGUGUGGGGAGAACCACACUGCUGUCAUCACAGACAAUGGUCUUCUCUAUACCUUUGGGGACGGGAGACAUGGGAAGCUGGGUCUGGGAGAGGAGAACUUCACCAAUCAAUUCAAGCCGACUCUCUGUCCACGCUUCCUCAAAUACAAUGUCCAAGCGGUGACAUGCGGAGGUUGUCACAUGCUGGUUCUAGCCAAGCCCAGAGACAAGAGCUGUCAGGAAGUGACUCUGGAGGAGAAUGAUGUCACAGAGGACUACCUGGAGACGUCCUACACAGAGCUCUUAGGGGACACCCUCACCUCCACCCCUGCUACCCUGAACAGUAGCCUCUCUGCCCGGGUCAGGAGGAGAGAGAGGGAGCGUUCCCCGGAGCAGUUUGGGCUCAUGUUUCGGACCCUGCCCCCCCUGAUGUCCGGACACCUCAAUACCUCCGCACCCCUGCCCGUGUCCAGCCAGACGAGGAUCACUGGGUCUAACAAUAAGGAAAAGAGGUCAGCUGAGAAGGGAAGAGAUGAGGGAGACAGCAGCGCUGUGGAGAACGUGAUGGACAACGAGAGUGUUAAAGAUCUGGGAGACACCACGGACUUCCUCAACAUGACUUGUGAUGAAAAUGGACCCCAGUGACAAGACGUUGACGUUGUCCCCUGUACAGAAGGAUUUAAGAGCUGAAGAGGGGGAAGGACAUAAGGAUGAUGAAGAGGAGGAGGAGGAGGAGAACAACAAAGCAGAGGAGAAAGAGAAAUCUGAGGACAUGGAGGGACAAUCAUUACAGGGUCAGAGCCAGUCCAC
Molecule: messenger RNA, 1716 nt
Organism: Salmo salar (Atlantic salmon)
Lineage: Eukaryota; Metazoa; Chordata; Actinopteri; Salmoniformes; Salmonidae
Source: RefSeq, a predicted model, not a curated record